This is a messenger RNA of Hypoxylon trugodes, 2450 nucleotides long. Its product is annotated as DnaJ-domain-containing protein. The record is from RefSeq and is a predicted model, not a curated record. Gene Ontology annotation, molecular function: zinc ion binding; nucleic acid binding. The transcript is spliced from 2 exons. Bases 696 to 1898 code for a protein of 400 amino acids. Lineage: Eukaryota; Fungi; Ascomycota; Sordariomycetes; Xylariales; Hypoxylaceae.
CUAUUACCCUUAACCUCGAACCUGAACACCAGCGGGACGACUCCGAAUUUGAUCCAUUUGAUAUCCCAUCUUCCCGUGGGAAGUAUGGCUCUAUUCAAUGUAGGUACACAGGAAAUAUUCUGGGCAAUCAUGUGCUUUAAUGGAUGGUACUCUAGCGAGUACCUAUCUGGGUAUGUACGGUACUUUAUACAGCACACCUCAACCACCUACAUGCGGCCUACGGUGCAUGUAUUGAUGUAGGUUUGCCUGGAUAGAUGUAAUGGAAGGAAGGUGCCUCGUCCCUACCACCAAAGCACUUUUUGUUAGAUUUUAAUUCGACAAUGAACCUCCUUCCACGCUUCGUCCCGCACUUGUCUCUUAAUCUCUUCGUUGCCUAGGUAUCCUUACGUGCGAACUAGUCAACAACACUGUCAUUUGUUACUUGGACCACUUUGGUACAACAUUUUCUAAUUCUUCUCAACCGAGUGCCUUAUUAUUACUCCGGCAUCAUUCUUCCUGUGCGACUGAUUUGAGAUUUUGACGCCCUUUUACACCUUUCCAAACCAAAUCCUAUCAAGCACGCCGCACUCAAGGGUUUGGCUUUUCGUUCUGUUUCUUGCUAUCUGAAUAGUCUAUCCGGAUACUUCAUUAUCUGUCAUUUCCACACAUCAGCUCUAUUUCAUCUCUAGACCUCACCCUUAAAUCGUUUGCCCAUCAUGCCGUCAACUCCGGAGUUCGACUACUACGCCGCUCUCGAGGUGGAAAACACUGCAACGCCGCAGGAGCUCACAGCAGCCUACCACCGUCUUGCCAGAAUCCACCAUCCCGACAGGAACUUCGGCAAUGUUGAGGCUGCGACCGCAACCUUUCAAAGAAUCCAACUGGCUUACGAGACACUCUCCAACCCCCAGAGACGUACCAGAUACGAUCUAGGUCUCAACCCCCCUGCAUCCUCAUCAAGACGCAGCAGCACUUCCAGCUCUGAGUCCUCCUUCGAUCCCUUUGACUCCGCAACUUCGGAUGAGGGAAACAACUUUUACUAUUUCUUCUUCGACGACCAGGCUAGACGCCGCGCCGAGGCUGUAGAUGCUUUAAAUCGGCAUAUUUUAGCGGAGUUCCUGACUCGAUUGGCUGAAGCUAAAGGUAGAGAGGAGGCUAGAAGGCAAGAAGAGAAGGCCAAAGAAGAGGCUAGAAAGGAACGAGAGGAGAAAGAGGCCGAGACAGAGCGCCUUCAGAAGGCUCGAGAGGAAGCCCGCGUGAUUAUGGAGGAAACGAAAAUGAGAGAGAAGCAAGACCGUCAAAGGGAGGAGAAGGCGAAACAGGAAGUUCGCUGGGAGGCACAUCACGCUCAGACCAAGGAGGAGAAGCAGAAUAUUUGUCUCCACUCUUCGUCCUGUGAGAAGACCCAGCACAGAGGCAAGGUUAAGUGUGGAUCUUGCAAUGUCAAGAGAGGCAUCACUUCAUUCGAGUGCCCUUACUGCUCACUCUCCAUCUGCCAGAAGUGUAUCUUUGACUUCGAGAAGAAGCGAAUUGCCACCGACAACCAGUCUGCUACUAAACCCUCUACCGAUUCCGCUACUGAGCCCUCUUCCUCCGUCGAGGCUGAGUCUAUCUCUGAGGACAAGUCAACCGCGGAACCCGAGCCUGCUACGAAGCCUGCACCUGUUGUCGACCCCGAACCUACCCCUGAGGAUAAGCCGGCUACCAACCCUGAGCCUACUACCCAGCAGAAGCCCCAGGGAAACUCAAAGAACGGCACCGGAAACAAGAAGCCUGGUAACGGUAACCAGAACAAGCCCCGUUGCUACAACUGCAACAUGAUCGGCCACAUCGCCAAGCACUGUCGCAACCGCCACACCAACCAAGGCCAGAAAGCUUACGUCGGAAACACCAAGGCGGAUAACGGAAACUACAACUAGGACAACUCAAAGUCCAGAAUUUCAGGGAUUUGUAACAAAAUUGGCAUUUUUCGGUUUGCUUUUCUUCGAUUCGCUUUCAGUCUUUUGCAAUGAACUGCGCCUUGGGCCAUAUUGAUGACACAUGAGGAUUAGCGCAGGAGAAUACCCCGAAGGAAAAAAGGUACUCGAGUGGUGCUAAGAUUGAGGCUACAUGAUUGUUUUGUCUUGUGUAUUUGCUAAUUGACAUCUGGAGCACUUGGGCUCACUGACGCCAAAUCGUUCUGGCUUUAUUGAAAGAUGCUGGCCAUGCGUGCUUUUUAUGUAGCUAGGUAGUGAAGGAGCUAUGAAUGAAAUGAAUGAUGAAUACGUGAUGUGGAUAAGGGGCGAUGUGAUCUUUACUUGAGAAGACUGUGGUGUUGAAGUAUUAACCCUUAGGGAAUGGCCUAGCCCCCCGCCCGCUGGAUUACUGCCAUAUAUCACUAGGAUGAUUAUACGCCCACAUAUAGUUAUAACUAUUCCUGGUGACUGUACGUAGCCUGCUACCAAAGAUAACGACAAACUGGUGUUAAUGGG